This is a messenger RNA of Brassica oleracea var. oleracea, 657 nucleotides long. RefSeq lists its product as uncharacterized. The record is from RefSeq and is a predicted model, not a curated record. NCBI's taxonomy places the organism in Eukaryota, Viridiplantae, Streptophyta, Magnoliopsida, Brassicales, Brassicaceae. The transcript is spliced from 2 exons. Bases 1 to 657 code for a protein of 218 amino acids.
AUGGUGAAGACGCGAAUCGAAGUCGAGCGAUUCGACGGAUCUGGGGAUUUCAUGUUGUGGAAGAUUAGGAUGCUUACGCACCUAGGUUACCUGGGACUGAAGGAGAUCUUGAAAGAUGACAAACUUCUGAAGGAUCCACCUAAGAUCGAGAAGAAAGAAGAUGUUGAUCCAGUGAUCACGGAAUCUCCCAAGGAGAGCUCUGCGAUUCAAGAUCCGGAGAAGAUAGUGAAAUCUGAGAAAGCGAUGAAUCUAAUCGUGCUGAAUUUGAAGUUUUACAAUUUCAAGAUGGUGGAUUCAGUUUCGAUUGACGCAAAUAUUGAUGAAUUCUUGAAGCUUGUAUCUGAUCUGAGUAGUGUUGGAGUCACUGUGACAGAUGAAGUGCAGGCGAUCUUACUACUAUGCUCUCUUCCAUCUCGAUACAAUCAGCUGAAGGAGACUCUGAAGUACGCAAAAGACACUAUCACACUGGAUGCAGUGAUUGCUGCAGCCCGUGAUAAGGAGAGAGAACUCAAAGAUGGUGGUUGGAAUGGUAAAGAGACAGGUGAAGGAUUGGUCAUGAAAGAUCAUCAUCAAGGGAGAGGCAGGACUGAAUGGAGAGGAGACUCUAGGAAGAAUGGUCGGAGCAGGUCAAAUUCGAAGUCGCGAAUGUUGUGUUAA